GUUCUUUGAGCCUAGUGUCCUUGUCUUUGCUAGUAACAGUGCCACUGUGUAAAAAUGAAGCUGUCUUGUAAUACAAUCAUUCUCAUUUUCAUAUUCAUUUUGAAUUUUCUGGAAAAAAAUGUUGCAGCAAAUGACAGAAAUAAAUGUAGGUCACAAGAAGACUGCAAAAGCUGUAUAAGGAUGCCUCAUUGCAUUUGGUGUGCUGUGCCUGUUACCUCAGAAAAUUUACCAAGUUAUCGUUGCGAAGAUCUAAAUGAAGCAACAGAUGACUGGUGUAAUCAGAAAUAUGUAAAAAAUCCAUUAAAUGAACAAGCCAUUCCUGUUGAACACCAAAAACCGCUUGGAAAAAUCAAUGGUUCGGCAGUACAAAUUACUCCGCAGAGAGUGGAACUGAAAAUGAGAAUCGGUGAGACACAUACAGUUGAAUUUCAUUAUGGUGUUGUGGAAGAUUAUCCAGUUGAUCUGUAUUAUGUUAUGGAUCUCUCCAUGUCUAUGCAUAGUCAUAAGAAGCGGCUGUCUGAAUUAGGAGGUGCUCUGGCAGCAACUAUGCAAAAUAUCACUGAAAACUUUCGAAUGGGCUUUGGUAGUUUUGUAGACAAAGUGGAAUUACCAUUUACAAGCACUGUUGAAUCAAGUUUAAAAGCACCAUGUAGUCUAGCUGAUGGUACUAAAUGUGCUCCCCCGUACAGCUUCAAGAACCACAUGUCUCUCAGUAAUGACACAGAACAGUUUUCUAUAGAAGUGGGAAAUGCAAAAGUCUCAGGGAACUUGGACAGCCCAGAAGGAGGAUUUGAUGCCAUUAUGCAGGCCAUGGUGUGUACAGAGGAAAUUGGAUGGCGUGAGAAAGCCCGACAUCUUCUUGUAUAUUCAUCUGAUGCUCCUUUCCAUUUUGCUGGUGAUGGAAAGUUAGCUGGCAUUGUGGAGCCACAUGAUGGUCGCUGCUAUAUGGAGAAUGGAGAAUACACACAUAGUCUGGUCUUCGACUAUCCAUCUGUAGGCCAGAUAAAUGAAAAAGCAAAGGAAAACAAUAUAAACAUCAUAUUUGCAGUAACAGAGCUACAGAAAAUGGUCUAUGGAAAUUUGUCACAAAGAAUACAAGGAUCUUCGUAUGGAAUAUUAGAUGACAAGUCUGACAGUGUGAUAAAACUUGUGCGAGAUCAAUAUGAUAAACUACUUGAAACUGUGGAAAUAAUCGACAAUUCCACUCAGUAUAUUUCAGUGAAAUACUUAACAAAUUGCCUGGAGAAGAACAAGAAUGUUUCAGAAAGAAGUACAUGUGGAGGACUGAAAUAUGAACCGGGUAGAUCAAAUGUAACAUUUCUGGCCAACAUCACUGUGAAGAAAUGCCCUGAAAACAAAGCAAACUGGACCCAGUUCAUUGAAAUAAAGCCAACAGGGGUGAAUGAGAGUCUUAUUCUUAAAAUUGACUUACUAUGUGACUGUGACUGUGAAGACACACAGCCAAAGGGAUCCCCUGAUGCCUGUAAUAAUGGUGGAAGACUAGAAUGUGGAAUAUGUGUAUGUGAGUCUUCUCGAUCUGGGAAACGCUGUGAAUGUCAAAGGAACAGUACCGCAGCAGUAGAUCAAAGUGACUGCUACUCAAAUGUAACAGGUCUUUUGUGCUCAGGUGCUGGCAUAUGUAAAUGUGGAAUUUGUGAAUGCAAGACCAGGAAAGAUCCAUCUGAGGUCAUUUAUGGGAAAUACUGUGAGUGUGACAAUUAUUCCUGCAAAAGAGGAGCAAACAGACAGCUCUGUUCAGGGGAGAAUCAAGGAUUAUGUGUCUGUGGUUCUUGCACUUGUCUUGCUGGUUGGUCAGGUGAAAAAUGUGAUUGCAGUGAAAGACUGGAUAACUGCAUUCCAAAAGGAGGAGGACCUAUCUGCUCAGACAGAGGAAAAUGUGUCUGUGGAAAAUGUGUUUGUGACUCCACGAGUUAUGAGGGCCAAUAUUGUGAACUUUGUCCUAUAUGUCCAGGAGGAGCCUGCAAUGAACUUAAGGAAUGUGUAGAGUGUGAAGCUUAUACCAAAAAGGAUUGUCAGAAUUGCACUAUUGGACUUACUGUCAUUCUUCAGGACACAGUGACAGAAGACUCUGUUCAAAAUGAAGAAAACACUGGAUUUUGCCGCUUCCCUGAUGAAAAUGACUGUACCUUUUCUUUCAUAUACAGAAAAGUAAAAGGUGCAAAUAUGUAUGAUGUGAUUGCAGAAAAAGAGAAACGAUGCAGCAAUGUAAACAUUUUAGGUGUCAUUCUUGGUGUUAUUGGAAGCAUAGUGUUCAUUGGACUGCUGACUCUUAUCAUAUGGAAAAUAGUAACCUCUAUACAUGAUGAACGAGAGUAUUCAAAAUUUGAAAAAGAAAGAGCACAAGCUAAAUUCAGUCGUGAUGACAACCCACUUUAUGUAAAGGCAACAACAACUCAUGUGAAUCCUACAUUUCAUCCAAAUUAACUGUAGUGGUUGUGAAAUGGUUGUGACAGGCAGAAAAUGUAAGCUGUGUAAAUACUGAUGCCCAGCUUCAUAGUGUAGCAGCUUCUUUGUACUAAGAACACAAAAUAUGAAGAAAAGUAACUGCACAGUCAAAUGUUUAUACAUAGAAAACAGUGUAGAUCAAUUAUUUUUUCAAUUUCAUUCAUUGGAUGAAAAAUUAAAGUGUAAGGUAGAUAUGAGUAAUUAGUUUAUGGUUCUCAGCAGUUCUAAAUGACAUUGAAAAUAAAAUAAUUUGUUACUUCAGUGA
Molecule: messenger RNA, 2731 nt
Organism: Schistocerca americana (American grasshopper)
Lineage: Eukaryota; Metazoa; Arthropoda; Insecta; Orthoptera; Acrididae
Product: integrin beta-PS-like
Exons: 15
Coding region: 55-2445 (796 amino acids)
Biological process (GO): integrin-mediated signaling pathway; cell-matrix adhesion; cell adhesion mediated by integrin
Cellular component (GO): cell surface; focal adhesion; integrin complex
Molecular function (GO): integrin binding
Source: RefSeq, a predicted model, not a curated record